Molecule: messenger RNA, 1207 nt
Organism: Lactuca saligna
Lineage: Eukaryota; Viridiplantae; Streptophyta; Magnoliopsida; Asterales; Asteraceae
Source: the annotation of a GenBank genome assembly
AUGGGUCGUCAAGAAGGUAAUUCUCCGGCCGUUGAUGAUGGUGGUGGAGGUGGAGUGCCGUCUGGUGGAUCAACCACCGCUAGGUCUAUCUUGACAGUAUCGAAGGAAGAUAACAAGAACAACAUGGUAACCAUGUCUGUUGAGGUUACUUCAUCGUACCCUGUUGUUGAUGAGAAUUUAGAUGAUCUUGAAUUGGGACUCGGGUUGAGUAUCGGAAUCGGUGGUGGUUUGAAGUCAAAAGCGGUGGUAGCAGGGCCUUGUUGGAAUCAGUAUGCAAGAAUCUUGACAGCGAAAGAUUUCCCUUCUUUGGUUUCGAAACCUAACUCUUCUUCUUCGUCUUCUUCAGUAAAUAUCCCAAAUUCAUCCACUUCUGGUUCCAAAAGAACCGCGGCAGAUUCUGUUUCUCCUCCUAAUGGUAACAGCGUCGUUGGGUGGCCGCCGGUAAGCAGAGCUCACCGGAUCCCUAGUUUGGCGAACAACUGCAAAUCACAAACCGAAGAACUUAACUCAAUACCCGAACAAAACAAAAACAAGAACACAACGAACAGAAUCAAGGAUUAUUCAACUGAAAGAAACGGGAUUUCCUACAAGAAAUAUCGUUCUGUAAAGGUGAACAUGGAUGGAACCCUGAUCGGAAGGAAAGUCGAUCUCAAUGCUCACAACUCAUACGAGGCCUUGGCUCAGACGUUAGAAGAAAUGUUCUGGGGAAGACGGUCGAGCACAAAAGCAGGAGGAUCUUCAAGAUUAUUGGACGGAACAUCUGAAUUUGUUCUAACUUAUGAAGACAAAGAUGGAGACUGUAUGCUUGUCGGAGAUGUUCCUUGGCAGAUGUUUUUAAGUUCCGUUAAGAGGCUUAGGAUCAUGAAAAAUUCCGAUUGUAGUGAGCUUUCAAGAAAUCAACACGAGACACAUAACUGAUGCAGUAUAAUGAUAUGCAUAUAAACUUUUAUAUUUUUGAUUAGAUGUAGUUGAACCAAGUUCUUGUUGGUUGAAGGGUGAAAGGAGAGUGAUGGUUUGGUUCUACGGGUUGUUUAAAUCCAAAGUGUCUCGGGUGAGACCGGUUUUGUCCGGGAGGUUUGUAUAAGUGUCUUGUUCUUGGUGCAAGCAUAUUUUAACAAAGCAUACACAAUGCACACAUCACUGAUAAUUUGAGUUCUAUGAUAUUGUAAUUAUGGAAUUUACUACAUAUGAAAUUAGGGUUUUGGGG